Guyanagaster necrorhizus is the source of this 869-nucleotide messenger RNA. RefSeq names its product histone 3. Gene Ontology annotation, molecular function: DNA binding; protein heterodimerization activity; structural constituent of chromatin. Gene Ontology annotation, cellular component: nucleosome. The transcript is spliced from 6 exons. Bases 46 to 459 code for a protein of 137 amino acids. The record is from RefSeq and is a predicted model, not a curated record. NCBI's taxonomy places the organism in Eukaryota, Fungi, Basidiomycota, Agaricomycetes, Agaricales, Physalacriaceae.
UCAAGAAUCGGCAUAUACAUCGACAACUAGUGACCUCAAGCACAAAUGGCCCGAACCAAGCAAACCGCCCGCAAGUCCACCGGAGGAAAGGCUCCUCGUAAGCAGCUUGCCACCAAGGCAGCCAGGAAGACCGCAGCGACCGCUACCGGUGGUGUGAAGAAGCCUCACAGGUUCCGUCCUGGUACCGUUGCCCUCCGUGAAAUUAGGAGGUACCAGAAGUCGACGGAGUUGCUCAUCCGCAAGCUGCCCUUCCAACGUCUCGUCCGUGAAAUCGCUCAGGACUUCAAGACUGAUCUCCGUUUCCAAUCUUCCGCUGUCAUGGCGCUGCAGGAAGCUGCUGAGGCAUACCUCGUCUCGCUCUUCGAAGACACCAAUUUGGCUGCCAUCCAUGCUAAGCGUGUGACGAUCCAACCCAAGGAUCUCGCUUUGGCCAGGCGCCUCCGUGGCGAGCGUUCCUAAACGCUUCACAGCUCUAUAUUCGAAUGUUCCGUGGUCCAUGACUAUUUCGCCCUACUUUUCCUCUAUCUCGUUUUGUUUUAGUAUACAGGUCUGAAGGCUUGGACGUAUGUGUACUUCUGUAUGAACUAUAUUCCUCCUCUUACAUUAUAUGACUGGCGCAUGAUAUGCCUCUAUGUUACUGGAUAUAUCCUAUGAGUUGGUAACAUCGUACGUGUCAGACAUUAAUCAUGAUGGCUGUCCAGACACAUGCUGCACACUCACGAAGCGUUGGCCCUUUGUGCACAGUGCCCGUGUUUGGAUACAUCACGUACUGACAUAACUCAGCGACGUCCAUUUUCGCUGCACCCGGGAAAUCAUGUAUCACCGUUUCCACUGUUCCGACUCCUUCCAUCGAACGGCAUGGCAUUGAA